Messenger RNA from Daldinia caldariorum, 1486 nucleotides. RefSeq names its product SET domain-containing protein. Gene Ontology annotation, molecular function: protein binding. The coding region runs from base 1 to 1092 and encodes 363 amino acids. The transcript has 3 exons. The record is from RefSeq and is a predicted model, not a curated record. Lineage: Eukaryota; Fungi; Ascomycota; Sordariomycetes; Xylariales; Hypoxylaceae.
AUGCGCGUCCCUCACCUAUACAGCUAUCUCGCGCUCUUUAACGCGUUACCUACAGCAAGCUACGGUCCGGCGCAUUGUAUAAACGAGACAUGUGUUUUCUCAAAUCAUCACAUAGGCGAUGGUACUGUACUCCUUACCAACGAAAAGAAUGCAAAAAUUGCAAGCAACUUCCCAAUCCCAGCGAGGUUUGAAGCCAAAGAAUUACCGUUCCACGUGGCGGAGGUAGCCGGCAAGGGCGUUGGUAUCGUCGCUGAUAGAAAAAUACGCAAGGGCGAAACUAUUCUUAUACGUUCGCCGACGAUGAUGGUGCAGACCGCGCCUCAUGUUGGAAUGGGGCCCAGAACUAGGGAUGUGCUAUACGACCUGGCCAUAAGCAAACUGCCCCCUAAAGGCCUAGAACUCUUCAUGGGACAGAUGGGCAAAGAUAUCUAUGAUAAGAUUGAGACAAACUGCUUUCAGAUGUACAUUGAUGGCGCAAAUGACUCUGGUAGUCACCUAGGAUGCUUCCCGGAGAUAUCUCGAUUUAAUCACGACUGUCGUCCAAACAUCCAUUACCGAAUCUCCAACAUGACCCACACAACAGUAGCUGCGCGUGACAUCGAGCCGGGUCAGGAACUAAGCAUCAGCUACAUCGAACUAAUACUCUCGCGAGAAGAGCGACGCUCCCGCCUGCGCAAGUGGGGAUUCGAGUGUACUUGUUCGCAUUGCCGCAUGAGCGACGACGAAGCGGCCGCUUCAGACGCCCGGCUCCAAAGGAUCGAAGAGCUAGAAAGCGCACUGGAGAACUUCAACGAGGCCAUCGUGACCGCGGAAACGGGAGCGCAGCUGGCGGACUUGUACGAAAAGGAGCGGCUGGAUGUGUAUCUCGGCCCGGUGUACACGCGAGCGGCGCUGAACUUUGCGCUGUUCGGCGAGGAAGCGAAGGCGCGGGAGUACGCGCUGGCCGCGGUCGAGGCUGUGGAAAGGGAGUCGGGCCCGGACGCGGCUGAUGCUAGGGCUAUGAGGGUCCUGGCUGGGAAUCCCAAGGCGCAUUGGACUUGGGGGAAGCGGAGAAGAGGGAAUCCGGGAGAGGGUCUCCGAAAUGAUUCUUGAAAAUGGCAUGAACUUCGGUUUCUCAUGAGAAUACAGGUAAGGUUAGGUACCUCCUAAGGUAUAUUGGCAGUUGAGUAAUAUAUUGAUUGUAAGGUUUUGAGUUAGAGCCAUAAUACUUAGCUGGAUUACUGGAUGCCAUUGAUCCCAUAGGAUAACUUCCAAGGAGGUACCGUAGAUAUUGAAAAGUCUACCUGCCUUCAAGUUAUAAAUGUACCUCCUACCUAAGGUAAAUUACAACUUGGCAAAUCAAUCGGGAUGGCCCCUAGGGCCCCGGAGUCCUGGGAGUAAAAACGGUCGGUCUAGUGUAGUUGGGAGGCACCGGGCUUCCCUCUAAGCUUACCAGUCGCGCUUUUUCGCGGAGGUGUCCUGUUUAUCUACCGGCUGGGGUUGCAGG